Selaginella moellendorffii is the source of this 429-nucleotide messenger RNA. RefSeq names its product major pollen allergen Bet v 1-A. The transcript is spliced from 2 exons. The record is from RefSeq and is a predicted model, not a curated record. NCBI's taxonomy places the organism in Eukaryota, Viridiplantae, Streptophyta, Lycopodiopsida, Selaginellales, Selaginellaceae. Gene Ontology annotation, cellular component: nucleus; cytoplasm. The coding region runs from base 1 to 429 and encodes 142 amino acids. Gene Ontology annotation, molecular function: abscisic acid binding; signaling receptor activity; protein phosphatase inhibitor activity. Gene Ontology annotation, biological process: abscisic acid-activated signaling pathway; defense response.
AUGGUGGCUGGAUCAGUUGCAACGGAGCUGCAGAUCAAGGUCCCCCUAGAGAGAGUCUGGAAAGCAAUCAAGGACAGUAACAACAUGUUUCCAAAGGCCUUACCCGACGCGUUCACGAGCGUGCAAACCGUCGAAGGGGAUGCCAUACCUCACGAGUACGCCAAAGAGAAGCUCGAGUCGCUGGACGAGAGCAAUCACUCGGUAGUUCUGUCUACGAUCGAGGGCGGUCCAAUCGGUAGCCUGUUCAGCAGCCAGACAGCCACCAUCAGCUUGAAGCCCGUGGAGGACUCCGGAACCAAAGUCACCUGGAGCAUCGCGUAUGACAGCCUCGUGGAGGAUCCUCCCCUGGACAGGAUGAAAGGGAACGCCGAGAAAAUCAUGCGAGGCGUCGAGGCCUACCUGCUGUCUAACAAGGAUUACACCGAGUAA